Adineta steineri is the source of this 1152-nucleotide messenger RNA. Lineage: Eukaryota; Metazoa; Rotifera; Eurotatoria; Adinetida; Adinetidae. The record is from the annotation of a GenBank genome assembly.
AUGGAAACCGAAUCAGUAGAAACUCCUCCUCCUCCUCCACCACCGACAACAACAACAGCAUCGUCAUCCGCAAGUGCAUCUUCAAGUACUGACCCAAAACUUCCAGUAUGUAUACUUGUACUUGGUAUGGCUGGUGCUGGUAAAACAACAUUUCUCCAACGUAUAAAUGCUUAUUUACAUAGUGAAAAAAAUCCACCUUAUGUUGUUAAUCUUGAUCCAGCCGUUCAUGAAUUACCAUAUCCAUGUAAUGUUGAUAUUCGUGAUACAGUCAAAUAUAAAGAAGUUAUGAAACAGUAUGGUCUUGGACCGAAUGGUGCCAUUGUAACAUCUUUAAAUUUAUUUUCCACAACAUUUGAUCAAUUAUUAUCGAUAUUAAAAAAAAAUGAAACAAAACAUAAAUAUUAUAUAUUUGAUACACCAGGUCAAAUCGAAGUAUUUACAUGGUCAGCAUCAGGUACUAUUAUAACUGAAGCAUUAGGAGCAACUUACCCAACAAUUAUUGUCUAUAUUAUGGAUACACCACGUUCAUCAAAUCCAAUAACAUUUAUGUCCAAUAUGCUUUAUGCUGUAUCUAUACUUUAUAAAUAUCGUUUACCAUUUAUAGUUGUUUUAAAUAAAACGGAUAUAAUUCAUCAUCGUUUUGCAAUAGAAUGGAUGAAUGAUUUUGAAUUAUUUCAAUCAGCUAUUGAACAAGAACAUUCCUAUUCAACUGAUUUAUGUCGAUCAUUAAGUCUUGUAUUAGAUGAAUUUUAUACAAAUUUACGUUGUGUUGGUUUUAGUUCAAUGACCGGUGAUGGUUGUAAAGAAUUUUUUGAUGCUGUUAAUGAUGGAUGUCAUGAAUAUGAACAUGUUUAUAAAGUUGAAUAUAAUAAAUGGCAAGAUAAACGAUCAAAACGUGAAAGUGAUAGACGUGAAAAAGAUUUAAAACGAUUAAAAGAUGAUAUAGAUGCAGGAUCAAGUCUUAUUGGUGAAAAACGUAUUCGAUACGAUGAUAUUCAUAAUGAUGAAGAAAGUGAUGAUGAUGGUGAUGAUGAUAACGAUGAUGAAGAUAAGAAUAAUAAUAAUGAUGAUGAUGAUUAUGAACGUGAAGACGAAUCAUUUAAAAGAUAUUUAUCAAAACAUAAACCGAGUAAUACUACUAUGGAUACGUAA